This is a messenger RNA of Fusarium proliferatum ET1, 834 nucleotides long. RefSeq lists its product as uncharacterized. NCBI's taxonomy places the organism in Eukaryota, Fungi, Ascomycota, Sordariomycetes, Hypocreales, Nectriaceae. The transcript has 3 exons. Gene Ontology annotation, molecular function: hydrolase activity. The coding region runs from base 1 to 834 and encodes 277 amino acids. The record is from RefSeq and is a predicted model, not a curated record.
AUGUCGUGCGCUGACUGUUACACGGGGCACGACCAUCCUGGCCCUGUCUAUGGCCGCGAGACCAAACUUCAUGGUCAUGAUGUUUACGUUACAGAUCCUCAGACCAAAGUGCUUUCCACAAAAGGACUAAUAGUCGUUAUGUCGGAUGCGUUUGGGUGGAACACGACCAACCUACGUGGUGUAGCAGACAGAUAUGCGGAGCGGACUGGCUACAGAGUAUACGUCCCCGAUUUCAUGCAUGGCACCUCUGCGCCCGCAUCUAUCAAGGCCGUCAUUGACAGUGUUCUCAAUGAGGGAGGUUUCUGGGGUUGGCUAAGAAUCAGAUGGAACUUGUUAAAGGCGGCAUUCGUCAUGAUCCCUUUCAGUAUUCGCAACAAGCCCCAGAAGCGUUACCCUGGUAUUCGCAAGUUCAUGGACGACCUACGUUGCGAUGAAGCAGCGCAUCUCAAAGUUGGCGUGGUGGGCUUCUGCUGGGGCGCAUACGGCAUCACGCAUCUAGCCCACGGCGAGGUAGCUGCGAAUGGCAAGACAAUCAUCGACGCAGCUUUCACUGCUCACCCGAGCGAAAUCGAGGUUCUCCGAGAUAUCGAACCUGUGAAGCUGCCCUACAGCUUAGUCAUUGGUGAUGUUGACUUUGCUUUGCCUUUGAAGGAGGUGCACAAAGCAGCUGAGAUUUUGGAAGCAAAGAAGGAUCUAGACACCGAGGUCGUGAUUAUUCCUAAUGCAAAGCACGGCUUUGCUGUUAGGGGCAACCCCGAUAACAAAGAGGAGAGAUAUAUGGCUGAUCAGGCAGAAGAUCAAGUAGUCAGAUGGUUUACUAAGUACCUAGUUUAG